AUGUGGGACACAAUAUCUGGAGUGUCGAAAGCAUCGACAAACCACUCGGCUCCAAGAUUCUUGCAACCUCCUCCAGCUCCAGUAAGCACAACAAUCUGUCCUGGCUUCACAUUUGAUUCCUUGAGUGCCUUGUAUACGGUAACUCCAGCACAGAGAAUCGGAGCAGCGGCAGCGAGAUUGGUGUCUUUAUUGAUCUUGGCAGCGUCGACUCCACGGAUAGUGAGCCUUGUCUCCGAGUUCCCAUCCGGUAACAUUCUUUCCAACUUGAACAACACUUCCAGCUCCUUCGUGUCCUCCAACCAAUGGGCAGACACUCAUUCCUUUCAAGUCUCCAAGCCAAACGUGAAGAUCGGAGUGGCAGAUUCCAGAAUAUUCGAUUUUGACAAGGAUCUCAUCAUCAGCUGGAGUAUCGAAGACGAGAGCACGUUGGGUGGCUGGGAGUUCAAUGGUCAUCUUGAGAAGGAAAUGUAG
Caenorhabditis remanei is the source of this 471-nucleotide messenger RNA. RefSeq lists its product as uncharacterized. Bases 1 to 471 code for a protein of 156 amino acids. Lineage: Eukaryota; Metazoa; Nematoda; Chromadorea; Rhabditida; Rhabditidae. The transcript is spliced from 4 exons. The record is from RefSeq and is a predicted model, not a curated record.